AUGAAGUUCAACUGCAGAGUCGCCCUUUUCAUUCUGCAUUUGCUUGUGGCCACAUUCAAAGUUGGAAAGGCUCAUCGAAUACCAUUACAUGGAUCGGCCAUGGCAUUUGCGGCAAGAUCAAAGCCCAAGAAAAGUUCCACUGGUCAACCAGACUAUCAACUAGCAUCAUUGGAUUUGUCGCAGAAAUGGUUGGAGUUGGUACGAAAUGGACAGGUCGAAGCCACUGUGGAAGUUCCAGCGAGUUAUAGUGAUGGCGGUGAUAAAAAUUCUCCCGAAGAGAUGCUCCGUGUAAGAUAUGGUGUGGCAGUAUCCAAAGAAGACGCAAACAAGUGUCAAGAGUUUGUCGAACAAGUUGAAACAGAAGAACCUCACGAAAAGAUAAGAGUCAUCAACGAAACUCUGGCGCAACUUCAGUCUGAUCCUUCUAAAAUAUCUGUGCAGUACGAGAUGGACGGUGAUUUUGUGGCGCAGCUGCAAUUGGUUCGCACUCUGAGGCCAGCUCCGUCUCCAGGAUUUGCAGGUUCGACUUCGUCCGAGCCACCGCCUUAUGACGAGAAAACGGAUUCCUUUGUCACUGGCCCCUUGCGAUUGGAACUUCGACCUGUGGUAGGUACUGUGAAGGUCCCUGGUAUGGUCACCAGAUACGACAUUUAUCACAAUGUCAGCCCAGCGGACGCAAGAGGCCAUUUUCUUUUGUUGCCCACACUUUCGCUUCCAGAGCUCAAUUGGAGGGGCCAAAAGUUUUUGCCUACCGAUUUCACGAAUAUGCUAUACCUAGCCAGCUCUGUUCGACCUCAUGGAUCCCUCUUUCUUGGCUUCAAUAGUGUUGGUGCCGGGGCUUCUCAAAACCAUAUUCACUGCCACGCGUGGCCAUCUCCGCCAUUGCCAUUUUUGAAUGAACAAGAAGAUGACUCCUCUCCUGUUGAGGGAUGGAACUGUUACGCAGUCUCAAAGGUCAAGUCAAUUAUCGACUUUUACGAUUUAGAUGGUGGAAACAUUGAGGUGACCUAUCUCAAGUAUCCUUUAUUUUGUGUCCAAUUCUCCGCCUCCAAAGAACAUCUCGAUACUUUGUCCAAAGUUUUGGACUUUGCCUCGGCUGCGUUUGGAGAAGCGCCAUUCAAUAUUGGGUUCUUGAAUCGACCGGCCAUGGACGAUGACGGGAAUACGAUGGAUUCCGAAGACGAUUCCUUUGUGGACGUCUACAUGUUUGUCCGGUCCAAAGAAAGAUCCAGUGUUCUUCCAUCCCUGAAGCUCGGAGUUAGCGAAGCAAUGGGUCUCUUUCAUGCCCAAAGCGACGAGGAGCUGGGAGUAUUGAAAGCUACUACCCCUCUCGGUGGUGCUAGAAAAGUGGAGGAUGCUGGGGCUGAACACGAACAUGAUCACCAUCACGAUCACCAUCACGAUCAUGACGAUGGCCCCAAGAAAGGUCCUAUGGCACAAGCAUUGGAGGAUAUCUCCUAUGUGGAUAGAGACGAACUAUGGAGUGCGAUGAAGACUAUCCUGAUCGGACUAGAUGCUACGAUUAUUGGAAUUGACGAAGAGACUUUGGAAGGAACGGACGACGGGCGGUAG
Molecule: messenger RNA, 1572 nt
Organism: Cylindrotheca closterium
Lineage: Eukaryota; Bacillariophyta; Bacillariophyceae; Bacillariales; Bacillariaceae
Source: the annotation of a GenBank genome assembly